CCAACACCGGUGAGGGAGACUGUGAGUCUCAAUAACACUAAAAUCCAUCCAUCAUCUAUUGCUAUGGCUCCCUCUAACUAUCAACAAAACAAGCAUUCUCCUUCUAGUUCUACUGUCAUCCGUUUCUUUAAGAUUAUCGUCAGAGAAAGUCUUCAAGAUGAAAACUUUAUGUUACCAAAAAAGUUCACCAGAAAAUAUGGUUCUGGCCUAUCAAACCCACUAUAUCUUAAGCCUCCAGAUGGAACUGAAUGGAGAGUAGAUUGGACCAAUCGUAAUGGUAGAACUUUGUUUAAAAGAGGUUGGAAAGAGUUUGUUGCAUAUUACUCUCUUGAUCAUGGCCAUGUGUUAUGGUUUGAGUAUAAUAUUGGAACUUCUCACAUUGAAGUAGAAAUAUUUGACAUGAGUUGCCUCGAAAUAGAGUAUCCUGCCAAUGAUCAGAUCAAAAAGCACCCGCCACAACACAGGGGCCAGUCGGUGAAAAGGCCAAAAGAACAACAAACUAGAGACGUGGAUAACAGUCCCAACACUCAAAACAUGAGACUUAACGAGGGACGGCAGAAGAAAAGAUUAAAUGAACCACUGUCAGGAGGAGUCCGGGGCCAACCGAGGAAAAAACUGAGAGCACCAGUAUCAUCUGCUUCUAAAGGUAGACAGUUGGAAAAUGACGCACAAAUCAGGAAAGGUAUUAAAUCUGAAAAGAAAAACCAUAAGAUGACAGUGUCUGUCAAUCAAGAUUCUAAUGGUAAAAGUAAUAGAAGAAGAAAAGAUUCUGAAUCUUCUGUUAGGCCCUAUCCUGCAAAACCUGAAUCUCUGAAAGAAGCUAACAAGUUCAAGUGGGAAAAGCCCUCUUUCAUCAUCAAGAUAAAGCAACUGUCUCAAACAAAAGCACCAUGUUACUUUUCAACUAAAUUCUUCCGGAAGUAUUUUGAAAAUAAUCCACAAAAUGCAAAUAUAAGGUUUGGAAAGAAGUUGUUCCCUGUUAAGUUGAUCUAUAGGCCAUCAUCAUGUAAUGCCUUUAUCUCUGCUGGUUGGAACUUUUUUGCUCGAGCUAGUAAAUUACAAGCCGGAGAUGUUUGUUUGUUUAAGCUCGUCAACAGAAAAGAUCCCGUGCUUGAUGUUCAUAUUUGUCGUCGACAACGUCGCGAGUCACUUUCCAAACCAGUGACUCGUGGAAUUCAGCUCCUGAAAGAAGUUAAGGAGCUCAAUUCACAGAAUCCCUCUUUCAUGGUUAAGAUAAAAGACAGUGAUCCAAGAAGAUCAAGGCCUAAUUUAUCAGCUAUCUUCUACAGAAAAUAUUUUAAAAAGAAUCAGCAGAAUGUAAAGUUACAGUUCGGAAAGGAGAUGUGGCCUGUUACGAUAAUCUACAAUCCGUCGUCAAGAAACACCUUUAUUUCGGCUGGUUGGAGCUCUUUUGCUAGAGCAAGUAAAUUAGAAACUGGAGAUGUUUGUGUUUUUGAGCUCAUCAAUGAAAAAGAUCUAUUUAAUGUUCAUAUCUGUAGAGUUCAAUGCUAGGCUAAUGUAUUAUAACUUCAGAAACUAAGAGAUCUUAAUUCUUAGACAAGUUAAGUUUGUGAAGAAUGUAUCAGCUUUCUUUUGUUGAAUCAAACUUCUACUGUAUCCUAUAUUCCUAUCCUUUUUGGUGUCACCAGUUUUUAUAUAUAUAUAUAUGAACUAAGUGUUUUAAUUUUA
This is a messenger RNA of Arachis duranensis, 1689 nucleotides long. RefSeq names its product B3 domain-containing transcription factor VRN1. The transcript has 6 exons. The coding region runs from base 64 to 1512 and encodes 482 amino acids. The record is from RefSeq and is a predicted model, not a curated record. Gene Ontology annotation, molecular function: DNA binding. NCBI's taxonomy places the organism in Eukaryota, Viridiplantae, Streptophyta, Magnoliopsida, Fabales, Fabaceae.